Messenger RNA from Dunckerocampus dactyliophorus (ringed pipefish), 4442 nucleotides. It is a transcript of the gene septin6, whose product is annotated as septin 6. Gene Ontology annotation, biological process: cytoskeleton-dependent cytokinesis; cilium assembly. The transcript is spliced from 10 exons. Gene Ontology annotation, cellular component: microtubule cytoskeleton; septin ring; cell division site. Gene Ontology annotation, molecular function: GTPase activity; molecular adaptor activity; GTP binding. The record is from RefSeq and is a predicted model, not a curated record. Lineage: Eukaryota; Metazoa; Chordata; Actinopteri; Syngnathiformes; Syngnathidae. Bases 123 to 1421 code for a protein of 432 amino acids.
AAAUUUAUACAAUCGAUGGUACAUUCCGAGGGAGGUGUUUGGUUCUAUGUUCUUUCAGCGGCUCUACGAGAGUUGCGUCCCCGGUUAUACUCGGCGAGCUGCUCGGCUAACGGCUACCAUCAAUGGCGUCCACGGAGAUAGCGAGGCAAGCGGGAGAAGGUGCCCGUGCCGUACCUCUCGCCGGCCAUGUUGGCUUUGACAGCAUGCCUGACCAGCUGGUCAACAAAUCUGUCAAUCACGGAUUUUGCUUCAACAUCCUCUGCGUCGGUGAGACGGGUCUGGGCAAGUCCACUCUGAUGGACACAUUGUUCAACACCAAGUUUGAGGGCGAUCCCACACAGCACAACCAGCCUGGAGUGACGCUCAAGUCCAACACCUACGAGCUGCAGGAGAGCAACGUGCGCCUCAAGCUCACCGUCGUUAACACCGUGGGCUUCGGGGACCAGAUUAAUAAGGAAGACAGUUACAAGUCCAUUGUAGAGUUCAUCGAUGCCCAGUUUGAAGUGUAUCUUCAAGAGGAGCUGAAGAUCAAGCGAACACUACACAGUUACCAUGACACCCGCAUCCACGCAUGUCUCUACUUCAUUGCUCCCACGGGACACUCGCUCAAAUCCCUUGACUUGGUGACCAUGAAGAAGCUUGACAGCAAGGUAAACAUUAUCCCAAUUGUUGCCAAGUCGGACGCCAUCUCCAAGAGCGAGCUGACCAAGUUCAAGAUCAAAAUCACCAGCGAGCUUGUCAGCAACGGUGUCCAGAUCUACCAGUUCCCCACCGACGACGAGUCUGUUGCCGAGAUCAACUCCACCAUGAACAGCCACUUGCCGUUUGCAGUGGUGGGCAGCACGGAGGAGGUGAAGAUUGGGAACAAGAUGGCGAAGGCCCGCCAGUAUCCCUGGGGCACAGUGCAGGUGGAAAAUGAGAAUCACUGUGACUUUAUCAAACUGCGAGAGAUGCUGAUCCGAGUGAACAUGGAGGACCUGAGAGAGCAGACGCACACGCGCCACUAUGAGCUGUACCGCCGCUGCAAGCUGGAGGAGAUGGGCUUCAAGGACACGGACCCCGACAGCAAGCCUUUCAGCUUACAGGAAACCUAUGAAGCCAAGAGAAACGAGUUCAUGGGUGAGCUGCAGAAGAAGGAAGAAGAAAUGCGGCAAAUGUUCGUUCAAAGAGUCAAAGAGAAGGAGGCGGAGUUGAAAGAAGCAGAGAAAGAGCUGCACGAGAAGUUUGACCGCCUGAAGAAGCUGCACCAGGACGAGAAAAAGAAACUGGAGGAGAAGAAGAAGUCUCUGGACGAUGAGCUCAACACGUUCAAACAGAAAAAGACGGCAGCCGAGCUCUUGCUGAAUCAGGCCCAGCAGGCAGGGGGGGGCUCCACCACACUCAAGAGGGACAAAGAGAAGAAGAAAGAAGGAUUCCUGUAGAAAAGCGACCCCUUGUGGCCACGUUGCUGUGAAUGAUCAUCCCUUACUAUUUCCCCUACACCCAGUUCCCAAAAUGUGCAAGCGUUUUCUCAGCUGGACUUUUUUUUUUUUUUUAAACAUAUAUAUGCUGGAUGAUGCUUUGUCUAACACCCACAUGGUUUUCUGGACAGGCCUGUAUUUUUGUUUCUUUUACACGCAAAAAAUACAUUCCAUGCUUUUUUCCUAUGUAGUGACUCUCCUGCAUGGUGUUUAGAGUGUGCUUUAUUUUAUUCCAUAUUAACACACAACAACAUGACUACUGUUGUGAUGGGCAGAAAUCUACCGCAGCUAAAGCGAAACACGCGUCACACGCUGGGGAUGUGAAAAGGAGGAUAAACGCGGUCAAGAUCACAAAUAAAUUAGUUUUUUUAAAGGUAGCUUGUGGAUUGUAAAGUAAUAUUUUGGUGUGGUGAGUCUGUAGCAGUGGGGAAGUGUUACUCCCAAUUAUAUUUAAUGGUUAUGGUAGAAAGAAUAUGUACUGUACUGUAAAUGCAUCACAAUUGUUUUGUCUUUUGAAGUAUUGGGGCAACGCUGAAAAGCAAAAGUUAUAUUAGGAAAAUAUGUAUUUUUUUUUUUUUUUUACUUAACAGGAAUUUAGUUUAUCUUAGAGUAAUUGUUGACAUUACAACUUUAUUCUUACAAAAUCAGACUUUUUUUCUUGUAAAAUUACAACUUUUUGUCUCUGAUAACUUUAUACUCUUAGAAUUAUUACUUUUUUUCUCGAAAAAAUUACAACUUCAUUCUAUUAUGGUAAUGGUUAUAUUUUAUUUGAACAUGCACACAAGUUCCAGAGCAAUACAUCACAAAAUACAAUCCAGUUAUUAUUAUUAAAAUAAAACCUUUUCUCGUCUUUUGUUUUUUUCCACUCUUGCAAAAUAUGACAGUUUUGUUAAAUGUUGACUUUUUUCUCAUAAUAUUUAGACUCUACUGUCAUAUUAUUACAAUUUCUUCUCGCACAGUUAUGACUUUAUUCUUAUACAUUUUUAUUCUGCUAAACUAUUUUCUUUUUACAAUCAGAUUGUCUUGUAUUAUUGCGCCGUCAUUCUCCUCAUAUUUCCACGUUUACAACUCUUCUUUGUAAUAUUAUGACUUUAUAUCUUCACAAUUCCAGUUAUUUUCCUCGUAAUAGUGCAAAUUUAUUCUUAGAAAAUUACAACUUUUUUUCUCAUACCAUUCAGAUAUUUUCAUAUCAUUAGGACUUUUUGUCACUCGCAAAAUAACAGAAUUCAUCUCAUAGAAUUAGGACAUAUCUCCUCGUAAUGUUACAAUUUUCUUUUCGGUGUAGCCUCAAAAGGGCUUUCUUAUGAGGGGCAUUUACAUUACAGUGCUCUGAGCUAAACGUCAACUCGGAGAAAACUAGCUAUAAACAUUUGAAAAAGUACAAAAAUAUCCUCACCAAUGCAAACUUUUAUACUUUUUUAAAUGUCCUAUUUCAUGUCCCAAUCAGCUGACAGUUUGGCUUAGCCAUUAUCUCUUUACUGCUUCUUCCCAUACCUCAUGUUUUUUUAUACUAUUUUUUUGUAUUAGUGAGUCACAUUUGCACUUUUUUUUUUAAUAAAUGGAAAAAAAGAAACACACAAAUGUUAUGUUAUGUAUGUAUGUUUGGUUUUGUUUCUAUGAGUUUAUGAUGGCACAUUAGUUUGUACCUGUUGUUUUUUUUUUAAGGAAAAAGAUUUACUCAAAUGGUAAAUAAAAGCUUUUUUUUUAAUUUUUUUAUUAUUUUUUUUUUUACAUUUUACAUACAUUUUCUGGCGUUUUUCCAGCAGAGGUGCUUUGUGGUUGGUGGUUUUACUGGUUUGUGUGUAUUUCCUUUGCAGUUCUCCCUGGCUCUGCCAGUAAGGGACCGUCCUCAAAUUCCGGCACCCUCCUGCGUCCCGUUUUAAAAUUCCCCCUUUUUGCUUCCUCUUCUGUUGCUGUCUCUAACGCAUUGUCCACUUUGAUGUAGUGUUGGAGGCAAUCACAUGCAUUCUAACCACACUUUUCUCCUCCUUACGCCACAUUUGUGCUCCUCUAACAGCGACACCUCUUUUGUCUCUUCUCUCUUUAGCUUCUUUUAAUGUGUCUUGACCAUCUGAAGAGGGGGGAUGGCAGCUUCAGCAAACAACUUGGCAUCCUUUAUCUCUUCUUUUUUUUUUCCCCCCCUCCGCUGUGUAUUUUCUUCUGCUCUCCCAUCGCAUCAUCUCCUUUUGUUAAACAUGAGCUUAAAUAUGGACUCGCAUGGUGUCUCCAGUCUUAAUCUAAUAAAAACGGGGACCCCUGGAAAAUCAUCACAGGUUUGCACAUUAAAUUUUAAUUACCAGAGAGCAACUUUACAAAAAAAGGACAGGUGUACACUGUGUAAUAAUAGUCACACAAUUGAAGCAGUCAUGACUAUGCCAAAGCAAUACAUUACAAAUAAUAGUAAUAGCACUUGAUUUAAUGGUGCCCAUAUUUACAGUACAUACCAUGGAGGUGUCCUGUUUCCGUUAACACGUCGUGCUUUAAUAUUCCACCAGCCUAUUCUAUAUUCAGCAUGCUUCUUUUUAUUUCCAUAAUGCUGUGAUCUAGACCUUUUAUCUGCUUGUUUUUCCAUGCCCUUAAAUAACCUGCGGUCUCUUCAAGCUGUUUCUCCCCAAAUUGUGAAUUAUGAAAAUCAUACAUUUGUUCCAGCACCCUUAUUUUGCCAAAUAUUAGUAUAAGUUAGAGUUGAGGUGAACCCCAGAUAGGAGUAUUUAAAAAAAAAACAAUAAAACAUCAAAAAAAGAAGCAUACCCAUGCAUUUAUAUAAUUUAUAAGGAUAUAUUUUGUGUAUUGAAGUGCAUUGAAGACUUGUUGUUUGUUACCUAUGCUCAAGUAAGAUUUCAGUGUCCAGAAGCAUUUUUCUAGUGUCCGUCAUUGUCAGAAAACCCUCCCACACAACAAAUGAUUCAAUAUCUCGCUUAAGUUGACUCCCAUUCAUGUACAUUUUCAAUUAAAAAAAAUCUAUGAUUCAAACAUAUUCAU